UCCAAUUUUCCUAAACACAAAAACAAGAAGAAGAAAAUGGCAAGAACCCAUAAUUUGUUUCUGUUAUCAGUUUUGCUCCUAGCUGUAGCCGUUACUUAUGCAAGCGCGGAUGGAUAUGGAGAGCAUAAAAGUUCAUAUCCAAAACCAUAUGCACCACCUAAAAUAGUAUCUGAUGUUGUGGUGGAAGGGGUAGUCUACUGUCAGAGCUGCAAGCACUCAGGAUCAUGGUCUUUCCAAGAUGCAAAGCCCAUUGGUGGUGCUGUAGUCAGUGUUACUUGCAGGAAUUACAGGAACAGAAUCACCUACUACAAGGCCUUCACUGCAAACGACGAAGGCUAUUUCUAUGCUCAGCUUCAGGGAUUUUCGAUGAGGCAUCCGUAUCUGGAUCAUCCUCUUCAGGCUUGUGUAGUGAAGCUGGUUUCUUCCCCUCUCGAAAGCUGUGAUGCCUACACUAACAUCAACUAUGGUGAAAACGGAGCUAAGCUUCGGUUUGAGAAGAAGAAAAUAAUGUCCAAGAAUUACGACGCUGUGAUUUAUGCUGCUGGUCCUUUGGCCUUCCUCCCUGAAUACUGUACUCCUGACGAAUACUGAUUUAUUUUUGUGUGAUUAGUUUAUUAUCCUCGCCUCAGUUUACUAACUUUGGCGUAUUGUAUGUGACUUGUGGGGUUCUUGUCUAAAUAUGAGAGCCAUUUUGUAUGUUCAUGAAUACUAAGCAUUAACAUUUUCUUA
This is a messenger RNA of Chenopodium quinoa (quinoa), 729 nucleotides long. RefSeq names its product non-classical arabinogalactan protein 30-like. The coding region runs from base 37 to 591 and encodes 184 amino acids. The transcript has a single exon. Lineage: Eukaryota; Viridiplantae; Streptophyta; Magnoliopsida; Caryophyllales; Amaranthaceae. The record is from RefSeq and is a predicted model, not a curated record.